GUCUGCGCCAUGUACUGCGCUGGGCUUCGUCUCUUUCCCCCCGGAAUUUCUAUAAGCUUCUUCAGGAAUUUCUCAGCCACAAAAAAAUGCGCAACCAUAAGAGCAUGGAAGCUGAUCAAGCCCUCCACAACCAAGCGCCAACAUCUCAUCUUCACUUUCCACGUGUCAUUCCAUUAGUGGUUGAUUUCUCAUAUCUCUUCACAUGUCACCACCUUCCUCCACUCGGCGACACCAGCCAAAUUGCACUGUCUCAGCUGCUUGAAGCCAAGGCUUAUCAAUUCUCCUUCUCCCCCUUCACCUGCUCUUCAACCUGCAACACUACCUUUUUUUAGUUUCUUUCUGAUUCUGGGAAAAAGAAGGCAAAAAGAAUUGCUAAACCCCUUCGAUUCUCAUGGUGGUUUAACCCCUUUUAGCUGUAUUUUGAGAAAUAUGCCAUGGAAGCCCUCAAUACAGCUCGCUUGACCCCAAUUUCUGUUCUUUGUGACAGAAGAACAGACCCCAGAAAAAUAUCAUCAUCCCCCACAAAUUCCCCCCUCAAAUUCCCAAAUUCUAUCACUUCUGGAGCCGCCCACCCAUCAAAUCUAUCAGAGGGUAAUAAUGUAUCAAGAAGUUUUCAUGGGGGUCUGGUGCUUUUGUCCUCUGUUCUUAAUGGAGGGCUUGCCAGAGCUUUAACCUAUGAUGAAGCCCUAGAGCAGUCUGCGGGCACUUCCACGUUUGGUGAUCCUUCUAGUUUUGAUAUAAGUGGGGUUUUUGACAGUGUAGUUAACUUUGGAGUGGAAAAUCCGGCGAUUGUCGCCGGCGGCGCUGCCGUUUUAGCGGUUACGCUGGUUUUGUCUCAGAUUCUGAAGAGCCCUAAGCCAUGGGGUGUUGAGUCUGCGAAGACUGCUUAUGCAAACUUGGGUGAUGAUGCGAAUUCUCAGUUGCUUGAUAUAAGAGCGCCAGUGGAAAUUAGGAAAGUGGGAAGCCCUGAUAUUCGAGGGUUGAAGAAGAAACCUGUGUCUAUCGUGUACAAAGGUGGAGAUAAGCCAGGGUUUUUGAAGAAGCUAGCUUUGAGGUUCAAGGAGCCAGAGAAAACCAAAUUAUUCAUUCUGGACAAAUUUGAUGGGAACUCUGAACUGGUUGCGGAGUUGGUCACCUCAAAUGGAUUCAAAGCUGCUUAUGCCAUAAAAGAUGGUGCAGAAGGGGCUCGAGGAUGGAUGAAUAGCGGUCUUCCCUGGUUGCUGCCAAAGAAAAACUUGAGUCUUGAUCUAGGAAAUUUGUCUGAUACAAUUAGCAGUGCACUUGGUGAGGGUUUUGAUGCAUUGCCUGUUACCUUUGGGAUUGCUGCAGCUGCUGGAUUUGGUGUAUUGGCAUUUACAGAGGUGGAAACGGUACUCCAAGUUCUAGGCUCGGUUGCUCUUGCUCAGUUUGUCAGCAAGAAACUACUGUUUGCAGAAGAUCGGAAGGAAACUGUACAACAAUUUGACGAGUUCUUGAACACCAAAGUUGGCCCCAAAGAGCUUGUUGGUGAGAUAAAGCAAAUUGGAAAAGCUCUUCUGCCAUCACCUGUGACUAGCAAGGCUCUUCCCGCACCAGCAGAAGCAAGCUCUGGACCUGCCACUGUCACAGAGUUGAACACUGGGCCAAACGUGCAGGCAGUUGCAAAACCUAUCCCUGAAAUCAAUUCUGUCCCCAAAACCGAAGUUAAAGAAGAAUCACAUUCUGGGUUAUCAAGACCACUUUCACCAUACCCAUAUGUAAUCCUCUUUACGAGUACUCUAAAUGCUUUUGGUAUUUUGGUUCAGUCUAAAACCUCCAGGCUCCAGGGGCUUCAAAAUUGGGGCUCGGGAACUAACAAUUGACUGCCUCCCUGGCACUUGCAAAUGGACACUCCAGGGUAAUCCCCAGCCCCCACCAAAAGAAAAGCUUUGUAGGGGCUGGGGAGUAAACUCCUGUAGGAAGCCACGUUUUUUCUUGCAUUAUCAGUUCCACUUUGAUCAUAUUGAGAAUCAGACUUAGAUGAGUUUCCAUUUGAUGAUCUGAAAAAUGCCUCUUUAUUUUCCAUUUUUGUUGCAGUAUCCAGAUUUCAAGCCUCCAACAUCUCCUACCCCCUCGCAGCCGUAGAGUUGUAAUUGCUGGCUGAGAUAUCUGGAUAUGUUACUUUGCACCAGACAAAUGUUCAGCUAGGAAUUUAGUAAGCUUGAGAUUUGCAAAUUAUGCAUGUGCAAUUUGAUGUUUUUGAGCUUGGACUUCAUGAACUGAAGAUUAAUUAAUUUCAGUGUCAUGAUUCCAGCAAUUCCUCACCUGCCAUUAUUUCCCUGUUUGUGUUUCUUGUGCUUUUGAGUUUAUUACAGAAUGUGCUUGGACCUUCUGUAAAUUGAGCUAUAUUUGGGUGUGGUUUUAUUUCAUUCAGACAGUAGCCAAAUUAUUGUUUCUUUCAGUAUCUUGGAGUGGCAAAGCAUUUUUCCUGUGAAGAACAUGGACGUAAUAAAACUGAAUUUGCCAAAAUUGAAUUCA
Malania oleifera is the source of this 2496-nucleotide messenger RNA. Its product is annotated as rhodanese-like domain-containing protein 4, chloroplastic. The record is from RefSeq and is a predicted model, not a curated record. The transcript is spliced from 7 exons. The coding region runs from base 435 to 1841 and encodes 468 amino acids. NCBI's taxonomy places the organism in Eukaryota, Viridiplantae, Streptophyta, Magnoliopsida, Santalales, Ximeniaceae.